UCAAUCAAUCAUCAACAUCAAUUUUUAUUAAUAACAGAAACAAAAUUAACGUUUUCUAAAAUCAAAACUUUUUUUGUUGCUCUCAUUACGUGUAUGAAACUAAUGUUUGAAAAUAAACAAACAACAGAAAAAACCGACUAACAAUCAUAUAUUAUUAACUAAUUAUAAACAUUGUAAAAGUGAUUAAUUAACACAUCACGAACAACCAGAAAAAAAAUGGAAACAACCGAAACAAAGACAAAAAAAUGGCGUGAAUCAGAUGGAACUGAAGUAAUUGAAACAACAACUAUACGUAGAAUUCGUCCAGCAAAUGCAACUAUGAGCACUGGAAGUAGUGGUGGUUCGGGUAAUAGUGGUGGUUUUAGUUCAGGCCUGAAGCAAUUAUUACACAUUCCAUCAUCCAAGAAUAAUACGAAUGAUUCCUCCAAAGACAAUUAUGACCGUAAUCAAUUCGAGAAAGAUUCAUUGAAUCGACAUAAUCAUUAUCGAGCUAAGCAUGGUGUACCUAAUUUGGUAUUAUCUAAACAGCUUUGUCAAUAUGCUCAAGAAUGGGCCAAUCAUCUUGCUAAAAAUAAUUCAAUGCAACAUCGACCGGAUAAGAAAUAUGGAGAAAAUAUCUUCAUGAAAGGCGGUACCAAUGUCACAAUUCAUGGAAAUGAUGCCGUCGAUGCAUGGUAUGAUGAGAUUCAUAAAUAUAAUUUUAAUUCACCGGGUUUCAAAUCGGGUAUCGGACAUUUUACUCAAGUUGUUUGGCGUAAAUCAAAACAAUUGGGCAUUGCAUAUGCUAAACAAGGUUCCUCAAUCUUUGUGGUAGCCAACUAUGAUCCACCCGGUAAUUAUCAAGGAGAAUUCAACGAAAAUGUACCACGACCAAAAUGAAUGAAAAAAAAAAUUGAAAAAGAUAAAUAUGAUAAUGAUAAAAUGCUAUAAUCUUUGAUAUUCGUUGCCUAAAUUACUAAGGCUAUUAGAAAUAAUCAAGAAAAAUACAAAUAAAAAUCAGAAUGAAAAAAAUUUUCAUCCAAUUUGCCAACCGAUUUAAUAGUCAGCCUAUUUGUAAACAAAACAAAACAAAAAUAAAAUGAAAAAAUAUCGUUUA
This is a messenger RNA of Dermatophagoides farinae (American house dust mite), 1096 nucleotides long. RefSeq names its product Golgi-associated plant pathogenesis-related protein 1. Gene Ontology annotation, cellular component: extracellular region. Lineage: Eukaryota; Metazoa; Arthropoda; Arachnida; Sarcoptiformes; Pyroglyphidae. The record is from RefSeq and is a predicted model, not a curated record.